Messenger RNA from Elaeis guineensis (African oil palm), 2301 nucleotides. Its product is annotated as protein IQ-DOMAIN 3. The record is from RefSeq and is a predicted model, not a curated record. Gene Ontology annotation, molecular function: protein binding. Lineage: Eukaryota; Viridiplantae; Streptophyta; Magnoliopsida; Arecales; Arecaceae.
UGAUCCAUUCUGUUGGCCCGGGGACGGCCAUUUCCUGGGCUGGGUCCCACCUCGGCUCCUACCUCCCACGGUGGGGCCCGGUGGAGGAGGGAGAGCCAACGCUUGCGGCUGUUCUUCUCCUGAUCGCUGCCUGCGCCCUCCGUUCGUCGUUGGAUUUUACCUUCCAAGGUGUCCCUUUGAUUCCUCGCCGUCUCUCUCCUCUCUUCUUCCCUCCACCUAGAGAAAAGGAAAGAAGUUUCCUUUUGGGUCUUGGUGUCGGUUUCAUCUGUCCGCAGGGUCCAUUUAUUCGUCCCCAUCUCGUUGUUUGUUUGUGUAAUUACACAGAGAGAAGGAGCUAAGGUCGCCGGAGGUCCGGCGAUCUUAGCGCCACCACCACCGGCAGGGUUUAAGAAGGGGAGUGGUAUACUCAUAAUAAUAGAAGAAAGAGAGGAUGAGAAAGAAGAUGGGGCGGAAGGGGAAGUGGUAUGUUACCGUCAAGAAUAUUUUCGGCUCUGAAUCCAAGGAGAAGAAAGACCAGAAGCCCAAACAGAAGAGAAUUUGGAGAUGUGGGAAAUUCGGGGAUUCCGAUCGGUUCGACUCUGAGCCGUUCGACAGUUCUGCUCGGGAGGCGCUUCCACCUCCCCCUCCUCCUCCUCCGCCGCCGCCGCCGCCGCGGCCGCGGCCGCGGCCGCCCCCGCCACCUCCGGUGGCCGUAGAGGUUAAAAGGCCGGACGUGGAGAGCGAGCAGAGGAAUCAUGCCUACUCCGUGGCGCUCGCAUCUGCUGUUGCGGCGGAGGCUGCUGCUGUUGCGGCUCAGGCUGCUGCGCAGGUCGCUCGCCUCACCGCAUCAUCAAAGUUUGCCGGUAGAUCGAGGGAAGAGAUUGCGGCCGUCAAGAUCCAGACUGCUUUCAGAGGUUACAUGGCAAGGAGACAAUUGCGGGCCUUGAGAGGAUUGGUUAGAUUGAAAACACUGGUUGAAGGAAACACCGUCAAGCGUCAAGCCACAAACACUUUACGCUGCAUGCAGACAUUGGCAAGAGUUCAAUCACAGAUCCGUUCAAGGAGAAUCAGGAUGACAGAGGACAAUCAUGCUCUUCAGAGGCAGCUGCAGCUCAAAUGCGAAAGGGACCUUGAAGGAUCAAAGUUGGGAGAGGAAUGGGAUGACAGUCUUCAGUCCAAAGAGCAAGUUGAAGCAAAUUUAUUGAACAAGCAGGAAGCUGCUGUCAGAAGAGAAAGGGCACUUGCUUAUGCAUAUUCCCAUCAGUGGAAGAGCUCUUCACGAUCGGUGACCCCAACAUUCACAGACCCCAACAAUCCACACUGGGGUUGGAGCUGGGUGGAGCGCUGGAUGGCGGCAAGGCCAUGGGAGAAUCACACCAUGUCAGAUAAAGACCUGAAUGACCACACCCCAGUGAAGAGUACCUGCCACAACAUCACAGGGGAUACAAACAAUGCCUCUGCUCAUCGAGACAGCACCUUGGAGCGAACCCCACCCACAGCACAGAAACCAAGCCGCUCUGUCAGCCGGCAGCCACCCUCAACUCCACCCUCCAAGACAUCAUCAGUAGCAGGGAAAUCAAAAUUGGCAACUCCAAAGAGUGGUCGGGGCCACUUAGAGGAUGACUCAAGGAGCAUACAAAGUUUGCACUCAAACCAGCCACCUAGAAGGCACAGUGUUCCAGGGUCAUCAAUAAGAGACAACGAGAGCCCAGCAAGUUCUCCAGCCACUCCUAGCUACAUGGCAUCCACAGAAUCAGCAAGGGCAAAGUCCCGUUUCCAGAGCCCAGCAACAUUGAAUGAUAAUGUUGAAACACCAGCGAAGGGAUCCUUGAGUUCAGCAAAGAAGCGCUUGUCAUUUCCGGAAACAGAUGAGUACAGCAUGUCAUCCCCAGGAGGCGUGAGAAGGCACUCAAGUCCUCCAAAGGUGAAUAUUGCCCCACCGAAGGAUAUAGUUGUUGGCUCUGAGCAGAUUUCGAGCAGUGGAGUAAGCAGGUAGCCUGUUCAACCAGCACAUAUACAGAAGAGCAUGGAGGAAACUACCGAUACAGCUAUUUGUUUAUUGCACUUUUAAAUUAUUUAGUGGGAUUGUUUUUGGUUGAGAGCUUGCUUUAAAAGUGUUGGGUUCAUGUGUUGUAUUGGCUUUUGAUUCUCUUUUAUGUAUGUGUUUUUUUCAAAAAAAAAAAAAGCCUUUGGUUCUGUUUGUGUAUGUCUUUCUACAAAUGAGGAGUGUAUUGGCUUUUGAUCACAGAGCGUGCAGGAUUGUGAGGUACCUUGUCUGACAUUAGUUGUUGAAUGAAAGAGGUAAGUGUCUGUAAAUUUUCU